UUGACAUUAAACAUAUUUGUACACUCGGCUGUGUUCCUGCUUUGCACUUUCUAUCUCAAUUAUUGAAUAAAAACAACAAUCAUGGCAACCGAAGUAGAAGAAACCAUCAAAAGGAUUCAAGCUCACAAAGGUGUCAUGGGAGUGAUCAUUGUGAAUCACGAAGGCAUACCCAUUAAAAGCUCUCUAGACAAUGCUACAUCAGUAUUAUAUUCUGGUUUAAUUGGUCAGUUAACAGAGAAAGCUAAAAAUGUUGUGCGGGAAAUGGAUUCAACAAAUGAACUAACAUUCCUCCGAGUCAGAAGCAGAAGGCAUGAGAUUUUGAUUGCUCCUGAUAGGGAAUUUAUUCUGAUUGUUAUACAAAAUACAGCAGACUAGUCAUAUUUACCAAAUAUAGACCGACAUACUUAUCUAGCCCCAUGAGAACGAAACUAAUUUAAAACUUUUGGCACCCCCUUAACAAUGGUCACAAGAAUUUUAUCAGAGUGUAGCUGUCUUGUCACAUUGAGUUUACACAUUUUCUGACAGAAUCAACCACAAUAACUGCGCAUCUUUCUGGGUUGAGAUAAGUUUGUGGCACUAUAUUUUGAUAUUCAGCCUGCACAGAUUAAAUAAUUAUAUGUGAAAUGCCAGUCAUUAAUGAGGCAUUUAAUCUUUUUUAGAAAUAAGGCAAUAACUUUUUAUAACUCAGGAGAAAGUAGUGAUUAUGGAUGUUUUUAGUCGUACUAAACAGCUUAUUCACCAAUUUUGCUUCUAUUUUAGUAGAAAAUAAUAAUGUCAAUCUGGUAACACUAUUUCAUCAAUAACAGA
This is a messenger RNA of Papilio machaon (common yellow swallowtail), 807 nucleotides long. RefSeq names its product dynein light chain roadblock-type 2. The coding region runs from base 82 to 375 and encodes 97 amino acids. Gene Ontology annotation, molecular function: dynein intermediate chain binding. The transcript is spliced from 4 exons. The record is from RefSeq and is a predicted model, not a curated record. Lineage: Eukaryota; Metazoa; Arthropoda; Insecta; Lepidoptera; Papilionidae. Gene Ontology annotation, biological process: microtubule-based movement. Gene Ontology annotation, cellular component: cytoplasmic dynein complex; cytoplasm; centrosome.